Messenger RNA from Bacillus rossius redtenbacheri, 1152 nucleotides. RefSeq lists its product as uncharacterized. Bases 141 to 413 code for a protein of 90 amino acids. Lineage: Eukaryota; Metazoa; Arthropoda; Insecta; Phasmatodea; Bacillidae. The record is from RefSeq and is a predicted model, not a curated record. The transcript is spliced from 3 exons.
ACUCGUCACAGUCUGUUGACUCUGCACGCUGCACCACCGAGUAGCUCUGCUAUAUAACAGCCGGCCCUGGAGGUGUAGGUCAGAGCACAGGUCCGCCCCUCCGAGCUGGUCGCUGUCGAACAACUUUGAACAUCGCCACCAUGAAGGUGUUAGUGGUGCUGCUGAUGUGUGGGCUCGCCGUCACUUCAUGCCUGGGCAGCGACGACUCGACGCCGGGGCCCUAUCCGCCGUGGCCGCCCCCAGGCGUGGUCUGGCCCCCGGUCAAGCCGGCGCCCAUGCCGGUGCCCCAGCCGGCACCCAUGCCGGUGCCCAGGCCGCCACCCAUCCCGCCGGCGCAAAUGCCGGUGCCCGUCAUCCCCCAACACCCCAAGCCGCCACCCACCUGGAAGUUCCGCCGCUCGCUCCAAGACUAGCCAUAGCCGAAACGACACCAUCGAAAUUCAUCGGUGUUAAAAUCGAUUCUCUGCUAAAUUGAUUUUCCUUGAAUAUAUUCUCCGAAAAUUUAUCAUCGAAAUCUGAGUACUCGUAUUAUACUGCAACGAUGCGCAUAUGAGGCUGCUAGAGCUAAAGGGUUGUGACAGAAUAUAGAUUUAUAUUUAGUUGAUGUUAAUAUUGAACUUAUGGUCCCAAAGGGGAACAUGUAUACUCUUAAGAUUUUUGCUGCCACGUAGCAAAUUAUCGUAAAAUAAAAUUACUUUGCUACUGGCCACCUCUUAUUAUAAACGCACAUGUAUAUUUUGUAUUUUUAAAUUAUAUAGUUAUCUACGAACCAUAAUUCAUGUCUGGUGAGUUUAAAAUUAACAGUGAAAAAAUUAUGCGUUACACAGUAUUUUAAGGUGUUGUAAGGUUGAGUCGGUCACAUCCCUUCAAGAAUAGAUUCGUCGAAUACGGAGCAAUAAUCGAUGCAUCGUUUCUAAAAUAAUCGACCGCGCCUCUCGCGCCACGGCCAUCAGGACGGCGAGGUCAGGGGUCAGGCAGCUCCCCGGCCGACGCAAGUCCCUAGCAGCACAGCGGCACACCGACAGAACACCAACUCGUCAGACAAAAGGACAGUCAAGGCUUGGUGGUGCUACGCUCACCUUAACAUCACUUGUGUGCUUGUAACAACAUCUGUAACCUUGUUUAGAAAUAAAUUUCCUUAAUUUUUUUUUA